AUGACUGCUACGUGGAAUUGCUAUUGUGCCCUAUGUUCCUGCUCACUGGGCGGCAACUCCGACCUGGGAUCGAAGGAGCCCAGAAAGCUGAGGCGUCGGCGCGCGCGCGUCGCAAGGCGCAUCUACUGGGAGAGCAGAGGGGGUAGUCGGCACGACGAGACCGAAGAUGAGGAGGAAGAGGAGAAAGAGGAGCGGCUGCGGAAUAUGCCCGAGACGGAUUCCGGGACAGAGCAGGGAGAUGACAGCGUGUGCGAACUGACGUCGUAUGACCCUGAGCUGCUGGGCCCGGCCGACCUUGACUGGCUUCUUGUUAUUGGAGGGAUUGGACUUCAUGGUCCUGGCUCUGGUGCUGCUUCUGAUACUCCGAGAUAUUUUAUGGCCGAUCUGGACUAUGAUGACUGCAAUUUCGCAACCAUAUCUCAUAGCGAUGAUCCGGACGCACCAGAGGAAGGCUCCGAGGUACACUGCUAUCACGGCCCAGAAGGUGGGCUCGUCGUUUUCCCCUUCCACUGGUCCUGUCUCCAAGUCCUGUGUCGGGCUAUACUCGGACAGACUGACUACAAGGACCUCGAUAAGAAGGCCCUCUACGACGCCAUGUCCUCGGGAAAGACUCUCGGUAGCAUCAGCCUUCCGUUCGGCGAUAUCACAGGAAAUGACCAGGACUGGCACUGCGUUCCGGGCGAAGAAUAUUCCGUAACAAACCCAUUAUGUACUUCUGCUCUCGAUCUUCAGGAAGUCGAAAGGUUCUGCAAAGCAACAAAUGAUACAGUCAAAGAAAGUCCUGAUCUCAAGAGUAAAGUGCAGAACGACCCCUUCAAGUCGUUACCCCAUGAGAUCACCGACAUGAUUAUGGAUAACCUCCCAGGACAGUCUCUAGUGGCACUCCUGGGUGCCUCAUGGACUAUGUAUGCGCGCACGCAGUACUCGGAGUUCUGGAAACGCCGCCUCUAUCGGAAGAUGCGGUGGAUCUGGGAGCUGCGAGAAUUUCUCGAGCUGCGCGAGGACUCUACUAUCGACUACAAAGGGCUCUAUGUCUAUUUGGAUGAAGUAACGACACCGAAAUAUGGUAUAAGGACGUGGUUGGCUCUUGCGAAUCGCCGAAGGAUAUGGGAUGCUUGUGAGGUACUGGCUAAGAGGUAUCACCGAGUGAAGCAGGGAAAGACAGUGGAGCCGGUUGGUUAA
Molecule: messenger RNA, 1182 nt
Organism: Aspergillus versicolor CBS 583.65
Lineage: Eukaryota; Fungi; Ascomycota; Eurotiomycetes; Eurotiales; Aspergillaceae
Exons: 6
Coding region: 1-1182 (393 amino acids)
Molecular function (GO): protein binding
Source: RefSeq, a predicted model, not a curated record